AUGCCUGAAGCAGGAACUGUAACGGCUACUGAAAAAAAGAUUCCAGCAAGCACUGUUAAUGAUGAUGCCAUAGUGACUACUACCACAACUUCGACUUCAACAUCAAGUAAUGGGAAAGAAAAUUCAAGUCCUUUAAGAGAUAAAAAUAUACAGAAAUCACCUUCCCCACAAAACAGAGCUUUACCCGUAUUAAGUAGAGCAGAUACAGGAAGAGAAACAACGAGUAGUAGUAAUAAUAGUGCUACAUCUAAUGCAGCCACCACAUUAGCUAAUAUGAAUUCAAAUGUAGCUCCUAUAUCCGUGCCUACAACAAUGCCACAAUCUGCUACAUCAAGAAGAUACAAUAAUGUUGAAGAUAUAAUCACACCUACUAUAACUGAAACACCUCCACCACCAUCAAGUGAAAAUAAACAAAAUGAUUUACAAGUGAAACCAAAACGGAAUUCUUUACGUAGAGCAAAUAUCCCACCACCUCUAGGUUUACAACUUCAAAAUGAUAAUACCGCGUCAGGGGCAUCUUCUGCACCUGAACCAUCAAAUAGAAACAAUAAUACCAUACGAGAAAACAAUAAUAAACUUCAUAUUCCAUUAGAUCCACAAUCUGCCUCUGCCAGACGUUAUUCUGCUACUACAACUAAAAGCGGAGGGGUAACAAAACCAAGAGUUAGAUAUUUAGGUAAAAUGUCAAGGUAUCCACCAAAUUCUUAUCCUAAUCAAAACACAACACUUAGGAGGCCAUCACAAGGUACUGUGCCACCAGCGCAAUUACAAGCACAAGCACAAUUAAAUGCCAUGUUUCUGUAUAAUCAACAACAGCAACAACAACAACAACAAUAUAUGGCUACAAUGAUGAUGAUGGGAAUGUACCCAUAUAUGUAUAAUGAUAAUGUACCUAUGCAAAUGCCAAUUCCACAAAUGCCAAUACCAAUGGGACAACCACAAAAUCAACCUCCUGUGCCGGUGGAUAUGAACAUAGGACCAAGAUCAGCAAUGCUGCCGAAUUUUCCACCACAAACAUAUCCAUAUUUCAGGAAUCAAAGUACCAUUGAUAGUAGUUCAUCAAGUUUAUUAAGCAAAGGUUACCAAGGAAUAGAUAGUACGCUUCAUAACCAUCAAGUACAACAGCAACAUCCCCAACAACCACAACAACCUCGCCCACAACCACCAAAUUUACAACAAAAUAGCUCACCUCACAAAGAACAUUUUGAUCGAGGUGAUGUCGAAGAAGAAGAAGAUGAUGACGAUGAAGAAGAAGAGGAAGAAGAAGCUGAUCUUGCAAUAGAAUCCGAUGCUCUCCCAACACCAAUAUUUACAAGACGCCCACCGCCUCCGGAGAUGAUGCAAGGUGAAAUCAGAAUCAUGCAAAACAAGUUUUCAUUUGAAUUCCCUGCAACAAAUCCAGCAAUCGAUAGAAAGAUGUUCUUGAGCAUUUGCAAUAAGAUAUGGACAGAAUCCCGCGAACUGGAAAAGGAUAUAUAA
Maudiozyma saulgeensis is the source of this 1479-nucleotide messenger RNA. The record is from the annotation of a GenBank genome assembly. Lineage: Eukaryota; Fungi; Ascomycota; Saccharomycetes; Saccharomycetales; Saccharomycetaceae.